This is a messenger RNA of Molossus molossus (Pallas's mastiff bat), 264 nucleotides long. RefSeq names its product NADH dehydrogenase [ubiquinone] 1 beta subcomplex subunit 1-like. The transcript is spliced from 2 exons. The record is from RefSeq and is a predicted model, not a curated record. Gene Ontology annotation, cellular component: mitochondrion. Lineage: Eukaryota; Metazoa; Chordata; Mammalia; Chiroptera; Molossidae. Bases 1 to 264 code for a protein of 87 amino acids.
AUGGGAAGACUAGUUCAAGUUACCUCCCUGGCUGAAGAUCGCUGCAGGAGACCAAGCCUUUACAUUCUACAACUUCUAUUCAAGGAGUUCAAUUUAAAUCAGAUUGUGUGUGACCAUGGGGUACAUAUACUUGUCCCUAUGGGAUUGGUCCUUGGAUUUUAUCUGGACAGAAGGAAUGAUGAAAAUCUAACUGCCUUCAGGGACAAGGGUGGUUUGUUAUUUAAAAGAAAAUUGAGACCCAGUGAAGAAGUUACCUGGAAGUAA